Capsaspora owczarzaki ATCC 30864 is the source of this 1631-nucleotide messenger RNA. RefSeq lists its product as hypothetical. The coding region runs from base 23 to 1528 and encodes 501 amino acids. Lineage: Eukaryota; Filasterea; Ministeriida; Capsasporidae. Gene Ontology annotation, cellular component: dynactin complex. The record is from RefSeq and is a predicted model, not a curated record. The transcript has 5 exons.
CUCUUUUGCUCUCGCUCAGAAAAUGGCGACGAAGAGCAAUGCAUUGCCGUUGGCCGCCUCGCUCGGCAUCCGCGAUGUCGGCACUCCGCGCGGCGAGCACGUGCAGCACACUGCCAUCGCGUACACUUGCACAUGCGGUGCUCGCUUCCAGCUGCCGUGGCUGCACAUGUGCUCCUCGUGCGUGGUCCUGCGCUGCCCGAAAUGCGUUGCGCGCGAGAUUGACACUUACUAUUGCAGCGGCUGCCUCGACAUUGCGCCCUCGCCCGAGGUCCAGACCAACAAGAACCGAUGCACAAAGUGCUUUGUCUGCCCCGUCUGCACGUCCACGCUGACUACCAUCGCAAGCGCAGAUCGCCAGUUCUUUAUGGCCUGCGGAUACUGCCAGUGGAAUUCGGUCGAGCUUGGGCUGAUUGCCGACAAGAUUGAAGGGAUUCGCCGGAGCCAGCUCGACCAAGACCAGGUGGAUCGCUUUGCCGCAUUGUCGGCCCAGUUCCAAACAUUGGCCACCAAGGACCGGGCGGAACUCGAGCGCGCGGAAAAGCACAAUCGCUACCGAAAGCAUCUGCUGCCACUCACCACCCGCGCCCUGGUCGGCGGUGCCUCCCCCAUGAAGGGAAUUGGCUCUCCGUUCACGUCGUCAACGGCCUUGUUUGGGUCUGGAUUGGGUCUCGGCUCACUGUCCAUCGAUGCAGUGGAAUUGCUAGCGCCCGCACAGCGCAACGCGCUCUCGCGUCCAGCCAAUCUCUCGCUUGCAGCAUUGCUCAAAGACACCACGCUCGAUCCCGCACAAUACUGGUUUUCUGGCGAGAAUGGCCAAGGGAGCGUUGCUGAUGUUACGACACUGAAGCAACGCUACACCAAGCCGGAUGUCCAGCCAGAACUCUUGUCCGCGUUGUAUCCCGACCGCCGCCAGCUUUCCGUCAAAACCCGGAAACUUUGCCCGCAGUGCAACAGUCAAAUCGUCAAGCCGGAUAUUUCCACAUCGGCAUCAAAGUUUAAAAUCGAUAUCAUGGCAAUCUCUUACCUGCCACGACUGUCAAUUGUGAGUAUUACGCCGGCACUACGGCGGCCAGGUUUCGUCGACCCACAAGCAGAGCCUGCCGCAGACGGCAGCGCCCCAGCUCCUGUCGAUGGCAAAUCGUCCCUUGUUUUGCGCAUCACCAAUCCGCUAGAUCACGAUGUAACGGUCACCUUGACGCUGGACGAGCUGGUGCCAGCGAGCUCGCUGGGAAUCGAAUUGCCUUCUCGCCCGUUGGUUCUGGGUGCGUUCCACGAAGUUCCGCUCGAUGAUGACGAUCCCGACAAGCCCCGCUAUAACGACGAUCCUGACAUUGUUGUCGCUCGCAAGGACAACUCGUUGUGCGUCCUUGUUCGAUUGACCAUGCCGUCCGGGGUUGAUCUUUCCGAGGCAAUUCUCCCUCUUGUGGUUUCGCUUCAGUUCACCCCUCCGCUCAUCCCUGCGGGCUCCGCAACAAGCAAUGCAAUCGCCUUCCCAGUCUCUAUCUAUCUUGGUCCCGAACUUUUCUAACAAUCGUCUUGUGAAGAUCAUCCGCUGGCUGUAAAGAAUGCAUUCAGAGGCCAUGUAAAGUUGACAUACAGUUAUCUCCAAAAAAAAUUGAACUUUUAACAAG